Messenger RNA from Hydra vulgaris (swiftwater hydra), 3279 nucleotides. RefSeq lists its product as uncharacterized. The record is from RefSeq and is a predicted model, not a curated record. NCBI's taxonomy places the organism in Eukaryota, Metazoa, Cnidaria, Hydrozoa, Anthoathecata, Hydridae.
AUAAUUUUAAUUUUAUUUAUUUAAGAAAAUUUGACGUUUUAAUUUUAAAUCGGAUGACAUCAAUUAAUUGUAUAUAGACGUGGCAAUAUUUUGUCUAUUUUGAGUGAAAUAAGCUUAAACUUUCAGAUGUAUAGUUAAUUCUACUUAGAUUAAUUUAACAAAUGUUACCUUGGUAGUCAUUAUAAGUGCCCUAGGCAGGGGUAGCUGCACCGUAUCUUUGAAAAUUUGAACGGCUUGCCUGGUCAAGAGAUAUGUCACGAUUGCAGGCACCUGGAUUUUCAAAGUUAAAACCUUCUGGAUUGCCGAGAGCUUCAGCAUGUGCAGUACCCAUUCCAUCUAUUCCAUCAUCAGGAGUUUGCAAAAGGACUGAUGCUAUUGAAACACCAGUUACUCAAACGUCUGAACCGAAGCGUUCAUUAAUAUGUAAACCUGUUACAAGUUCAUUUUCUCAACAUGGUCCAACACCAUACGAAAGAGUUUCAAAACCAGCUACUAGUCAAAUACCAAAUAUUGGUAAGCGGAGAUCUGUGGGAGCAUUAAAAACUCCUGAUUCACGAGUUUUAAAAGAUACUUCAAAACUCAAUAAUAUUCAUGAAAAUACAAUGAUACCUAAAGAACCAUUAAAAAGACUAGUAGAUAAUGUUUAUAAUCCGAUUGCGCCUCAGGAAAAUACAUUUGAACCAUGUAUAUUAAAACCACCUAUAUCAAAUAAUAAUUUGAAAAAGUUGACAACUAACCAAUUAAAGCAGCCAUCUGCAAUUACGUUACAAAACUCCAAUCAAUGUAUAGCUGGUGCAAAAACAUUUGGAUUUAAUUAUUCUAAUAAGUUAUCUUCAAAAGCUCAAUCAAAAUCACUUCAAACAUUGCCAGCAGUAGCUGACAAAGCUGAUAGUUCAGAUUUUAGUGAGAUGAAUAAAAGCCUUUCCCAAGAUGAUCUUUUAUCAUCAAACAUCUCCUCAGAGUGCAAUUCAAAAAUAAUAAAUAACCAAAAUAGAAUACAAACUAAAAUUAAAUCGAAACUAAAUUUAAAAGGACAGCUUAGCAGUUUAAGACCUCGUUAUUCAACACAUGUUAGUUGUAUUGAAAGUAUGUCAACUCCAUACAAUACAGUGCAAUCAAAACAUUUCGAGCAUUUGAAAAUAAGUCCGAUAGUUUCAGAGCCAGAUAUAUCUGAAGCUGAUUCAACAUUUAGUGUUUUUAAAGAACCAUCACACUCAAAUAACUUAAAUACAUCCUGUAACAAAUUUUCCGAUGAACAUAAGCAAGAACAGUGUGACAAUGUUUUAGAUGAUAUUGAUAAUGAUUUUCAAAAUGUUACAUAUAGUCACGAAAGUAAACAAGAACUUAAAAAAAAUAUUAACUGUAAUAAAACUGUAAAUGUUACAAGAAAUGUUGAAGAAAAAGAAGUUGAAGAGUUUAUUCAACAUAACAGUCCAGCUUUCAAUAAAACACAAACUUUAUGUAAAGAAUAUAGCGAAGGCAACCUAAAUAAAACUUUUGGAUUUUUGGAUGAAACUCGGGUAAUAGAUAGUAGAAAAAAACCUGAUUUUGCAUAUUGUAAUAAAACACAAAUUAUAUUAGAUGAUGAAAAUGAUUUAUUUAUUGAGAAUGAGAAAAUGCCAAAAAAUUUUGUUGAAGAUACUCCUGGAAAAAUAAAUCACGGGUUGAAUGAGUAUGAAUCACAAAAUGAAUCUUUCAGUGAUGAUAUUCAAAAGGUUCUUGCUGCUAUCUCUAAUAAUGACUUAAAUGACCCCAAUACUGAUCUUGCAACAUUAUGUAAGACACAUGAAAAUAACACGUUCUCCAAAGAUAAUGCACACAAUAAUCAUAUAAAUAAUGGCUUUUGUAAUCCGAUAAAUGAACUUCUUGAUACAUUUGUUGUUCAAACUAAUAUACUUGACAAGACUGAAUCAGGAACAUCUGAACUUAUUAACAAUGCUAAUGAAAUUGUUAACACACCUGAAAAUAUUAAAAGUGAAAAUACUGAAGCAUCAAGCAGUAAAUUAGACUUGAUUGAUUCUGAAAAAAAUGAAAGUUCUGUAGAAACCGAUGGUAUUAUGCCUCUACCAGAUACCACCAUUCAUCCACCACCAUAUCAUGUUAUACCUCUGCCAGAUACAUCUGAAGAUAAUGAUGAAUACUGUAAAUCAACCAAAACUCCUUCAAAAAAACACACCAUCAAAUUGUUUAAUACAGAACCAUGUUUUCCCCAAAGUGACCUACUACCUUCAUCACUAAGUGAUGACAAUGAAGAAUUUACAUAUGGUAUUGAAAAUCGAUGUUAUACAAUCUCUAUGGGGGAUAUUGGUAGAAAAAGAGAAGAAUCAAAUUCAAAAUUAAGAAGAAGUCAAACAUAUGGUUCACGAGAUUUUGCAUAUAAUUUCAGACCUCCAAAGCAAAUGCAGAUGACUGAAACCUUAGAUGGCAAUAUAAUGAUGGACAAUACAUCAUUUCUUCAUUUUACAAAUGAGAUUAAACUUGUGAAGACUCAGUUGUUGAAAUUGAAGAGAACCUUGCUAGAGACUGAUUAUUUUUCGCCAUUGAUGAAGGGUCCUUUAAAACUUUCAAAUUACAUUGAAGGUUCAUCGCUUCCGCCUCUGUCUCCAAGACUCUUUUUAUCCAGUCCAAUGGCAGUUGUUGAUCCAUUAGUAGUAACAGAAAAUACAAUGACCAGAGAAAGUGUCAAAGAAAGAAGAAGUGUUGAUAUGGAUGAUGAUAUUUGUUUGUUAACACAAAGGUUUCAGAAUUCUCUUCAACGAAUUGAAGAACUCGAAAAAGAAAUAGACUGUAAAAAUAAUACAAUAAAACUGCUACAACUUCAGUUGGAAAACUAUGAAUCUAAAGAACAAGAUAUACUAGAAGAAAAUGUAUUUUUGAGGGAAGAGGUUUCUCACUUAACCAAACGCUUAGAUAAAGUGCAAGAGACUAAUUGUAAAGAAAUGAAUUUGUCUGCAAGUUUUAAGGAAUUUAAUAUUGAGCAUUUACAAUCGAGAAAAACAAUGUUGCACAAAUUAUACUCCAACGGUAGCUCAGAUUAACUGUCAGUGCUGUUUCUGAAGUAUUUUAAUAGUAAAACGAAUGCAAAUUCUUAAUUUGAAAUUCCUAUGGCGACGAAUGGUUUUUGAGUGCUUUUCGAUUUUUUUUAAAAUUUUUUUUUUCUUAUCUGUAAAUAUAAGUAUUUUAAAUGAUUUUUGUUCUUUUGUUAUGAGCUUUUUAGAUUAAUUUUUUACUUUUAAAAAUCGUUAGUUUUUUGAAUCAUGAACACUUUUUUUUUUCUUU